Messenger RNA from Melitaea cinxia (Glanville fritillary), 2529 nucleotides. Its product is annotated as chitooligosaccharidolytic beta-N-acetylglucosaminidase-like. Gene Ontology annotation, cellular component: membrane. Gene Ontology annotation, biological process: ganglioside catabolic process; glycosaminoglycan metabolic process; carbohydrate metabolic process. Lineage: Eukaryota; Metazoa; Arthropoda; Insecta; Lepidoptera; Nymphalidae. The record is from RefSeq and is a predicted model, not a curated record. Bases 1 to 2529 code for a protein of 842 amino acids. Gene Ontology annotation, molecular function: beta-N-acetylhexosaminidase activity. The transcript has 10 exons.
AUGGCAUCGUGCUCUGUUAAAUUGGGCCUUAAGGUAAAUAAAUGUGUCACUCGUCAUGAGGACGAAGAAAUAAGUUACAGAAAGUUAAUGAAAGCUGUAAUCAAAUACAGUGACGACGUAGGCUGUGAUGAUUUAGAUAAGAUUACCUUGACUGCAGAAAAUUUUGAACUUUUUAUCAAGAAAGAAUAUCCAGUAUUGAGACUUGGGGAUGUGGAUGAAGACGAAGACAAGUUGAAAAAACUAUAUGUAAGAACUUCGGUACUUUUAUAUUAUCUAUGUACAAAUUCAAAAAAUAGUCUUGUUGAUUCGGAUAUUCGCAAAAAUCUUUCAAGAGACGAUCAAAUUAUUAUAUUAAUGUUCUGUGAAGCUCUAGCUGAGAUGGAAGUUACUAUAAGUAAUAUUGAACUAGCUGCAAAAGUUGCGUGUGAAAAUUAUCUAAGAGUAGAUGAGAAUAGUACGACACAAGAAGCUACGCUAAAUGAUUCUGAGCUAGACCCCGAGACUAGUUCAUCAGAUAAUUUUAAAAGAUAUCCUAAAUUCAAAUCGUCAAUAACUGUUAUGCCUUCUGUUGUUACUGAAAAAUCAUUAUCAAGAUCAUCAAAAGAAGGAAUUACUGAUGAAUCUGAUUAUAAUGUUGGGUACUUGUCAAAUAAAACAAAAAAGGAAAUCGAAUUACCGGAUGUAAUAAAUAAUGUGGAUGUGCGGAGAGCAGGAGUUCAAGAAAAAAAAUCUGAUAAUUCAGGAUUCGGCGAUUCUGAUGAACGCUGUCAGGCAGAAUGCGCUUGUUCAAAAUGUAGUUCUGAAGGCCCUUGUUGUGGUGAUGUAGGUUGCACAAAGGACUUAUGUGACGAUCCUGCAAAAGCUGUUGCUAAGAAAAAUAACAAAGCAAGUUUAGAAUGGGCAUGGAUUUGUCAAGAAAAUUUUUGUAGGAGAGUUUUUCAUCCACCUUUAAAUGUUAUUGUGUAUCCUUCAUUAAGUCGUUGUAAAUUACUAUGCUCAGGGUUACAACUUUGGCCAUAUCCAAUUGGUUAUACAUUUUACAGUAAAAGUAUUAUUGCUGUAGCAACAAAGAACCUUGAGUAUAAAUUUAAAUCCGUACCAUCCGAAAAAGUUCGAGAAUAUUUAUCUGAAGCUUUUAAAUUAUUUCUAAGAAAUUUAGCAAAACUCGAAAAAAGUUUUAAAUCAAAUACAAAUAAUUUUGAUUUAAGUGUUAAAAAAAUUAAAAUUCAAAUUGAAAUUGAAAGUGAUUCUGAUCCAAGAUUACGCUUAAACACUGACGAAGCUUAUACCUUAAAUUUAGAAACCAAUCAAAAUGAUGUUAUUAUAAAAGUCGUUUCUGAUUCGUUUUGCGGUGUACGAAAUGGUCUUGAAACUUUAAGUCAGCUAUUUCUAUUUGACCAUAGUAUAGACAGCCUUAUAACUCUUUCAAAAAUUGUUAUAAAAGAUGCUCCUUCGUACAAAUAUAGAGGACUCAUGGUGGAUACUGCAAGAAAUUUCAUUCCAAUAUUGGAUUUAAUAAGAACAAUUGAUGGGAUGGCUUCAUGCAAAUUAAAUACUUUUCAUUGGCGUAUAUCAGAUGUGACAAGUUUUCCAUUACAUUUGAAUAAAAUACCUAAAUUUCGUGAAUAUGGUCCGUUCGAUAAAUCAAUGGUUUAUACAAGGGACGAUAUAAAAUUAUUAGUUAGGAGAGCUGGUGUGCGAGGUAUUCGUAUUUUGAUAGAAAUUGCUGCUCCGGGUCCUGUAGGUAGACCUUGGUCCUGGCUACCAGAAACUAAGUGUAAGAGGGAAAAUGUUAGUUUAACUUGUGACAAUAUUCUCUGUCUACGAUUGUCGAUGAAAGAUGAAGUUUUCGAUGUCCUACAAAAAAUUUACACUGAAAUUAUUGAACUAACAGAAGUCGAUGAUGUGUUUCACUUGAGCAAUGGUGUUUUCAUACUUAAUAAUUGUUACAAUAUAAUGAAAGAUAGAGACGGCUUUUUGGAUAAAGCAUUAGCCCGUCUUAAAAUAGCAAAUAAAGGUUUUCUUCCAAGAUUACCGAUAAUUUGGUACAGUUCUCAUCUAGAUAAAAAUUUUGAAACCUGGAAUAGAUUUGGUGUACAAAUAACUGAAUGGGUUCAGAAUUUAUCUAAAGAGAGUUUAAGUAAAUUUAAGGUUAUACAUUCUUCUAAAUGGGACUUAUCUUGUGAAAUGAAAAAUCAGAGGUGUACUAACUAUAGGUCGUGGCAGCAAAUGUAUGGAUGGACAUCUUGGCGGAAUAUGGAUGCAUUUACAAUAGAGGGUGGCGAAUCUAUUUUAUGGACCGAUAUUGUUGACUCUAGUAAUUUAGAUUACCAUAUAUGGCCGCGUGCAGCAGUAGUUGCGGAGCGCUUAUGGUCAGAUAUGGUCGCAAACUCUACUGUUGAUAAAUCCGUAUAUUUACGUUUGGAUUCGCAUCGGUGGCGCAUGCUUCUUCUUGGUGUAAACGUUCAACCGAUAUGGCCAGCGUGGUGUACUUACAACCCAAGCCAUUGUCUUAAAAAAGUUAAUUAA